This is a messenger RNA of Pezoporus occidentalis (night parrot), 7209 nucleotides long. It is a transcript of the gene FNDC3A, whose product is annotated as fibronectin type III domain containing 3A. NCBI's taxonomy places the organism in Eukaryota, Metazoa, Chordata, Aves, Psittaciformes, Psittacidae. The coding region runs from base 1623 to 5024 and encodes 1133 amino acids. The transcript is spliced from 24 exons. Gene Ontology annotation, biological process: spermatid development. Gene Ontology annotation, molecular function: protein binding. The record is from RefSeq and is a predicted model, not a curated record. Gene Ontology annotation, cellular component: cytoplasm; intracellular membrane-bounded organelle; membrane.
CAACCGUAUGUGCUUACCACAAAAUCUGGUCAGAUUCUAUUGUGUUUCAGUUUUUCUUUAAUAAUUAAACUUCAGCAAUUGUUGCCUUGUGUAUUUUAAACACAAGAGUGUACGAACGUCUGUAGGCAGUCCCCCUUGAAGCCUGUGCCAAUGCGCUUGCUCUGUUAGAGGCCUGUGUCAAAUGCUGAAGGGGAGGGCAUAAGGACAGGGCAAGCACACAGAAAUAACUUGCUUAUUUCUAGCUUUCUGAACCAGAAGUAAUGCUUGGUUGGUUUUGUUGUUGUUUUUUUUUUUCCAGCUCUUAAUGGAUUACCUCUCUCAAUUUGUUUAAUUUCUUCUGAACCUAACCUUUAACUUUCCACAAUGUUCUUGAAGCAGCGAGUUACAUAAUUUAACUGUACAUUUCAUGAGAAUUUGCUUUAUCUGUUUUAAACCUUUUACCCAGUGAUUUAAUUUAAUAUCUCUGGUUCUUGCACAUGAGAAACUGCAAAUGGUCUAGCUUCCCAUUUUUAGGCAGUUUGUGAGUGUUUUUGUUUGUUUGGGGUUUUGGUUGGUUGGUUGGUUUUUAGUAAGUCUUUUGCUGUUUCUCUGCUGCCAGCACUUUUACGUUUUAACCAUCUUCAGGUAGAAAAAUACUGGUCUCUUUAAUCUUUCCUGAUAACUGGUGGAAAGUCACUGUAAACCUCCUUUCCUCUUCUAGUUCUGUGUAUUCUUUUUGAAAGGUGGGGACAAACACAGUGCUCUAAGUAUUGAGGUACAGCAUGGAUCUAUACCAUAGCAUAAUAGUGUUUUCUGCUUGUUCUCUGCCCUGUUAGUGAUGACUUUUAAUGUUCUCUUUUUUUCUUUCAACAACACUCAGCUAGAAAUACCUUUCCUUAGAUACAUAGUAAUUCCAUAAUCUGCUUAUUUACAGCUAGUUUGUGGCUCAUCACUAUAAAUACUUCUGGUUUUAUCCAGGUGUAUUACUUUGCACUUACCAACACUGUUUCUUCUGCUUUUUUAUCAUCUGAUCAUUCAGUAUUUUAAGAUUCUUUGCAGCUCUGACAGCAUACCAGAAAUUUGUCACUUUGCUGUUCAUUUCCUUUUCCAGAAGUUAAUGCAUUGAACAGGUUCUUGUUUGGGUGCCUGUGGGACUCCUUUGGUCACUUUAGGCACUUUGAAAGCUGAUCAUUUGCUUCUUCUUAUUUCCUAUUCUCAAGCCAGUUAGUUAUUCAUGAAAAGCCUUUUUUCCUUUUUAAGCAAAGGCAGCAUUGCUACUUUAAGUGUCUUUCAAAAGCUUUUAGAAGAAUCCAGUUAUGUUGACAGCAUCCCUGUGUUCUUUGAAGGUAUCAGAUAUUCCAGGCAAUACUUUAUCUACAAAUGCCUCCUUAAAACAGUCCUGUUGUGUCAUAUUUGUCUGUCUGCGAACUCUGUUCUUUCUGGUUUGCAUGGUACAAGUUUCAUCAUGGUAUCAGAAUCUUUCCCGUUAGUAGGAGUAGAAUUCGUGGUUUGUAAUAGCUGGCUUUCCCCUGGGACCUUAAGUUAAUGUUCUGUUUACCACCUCCCUCUCCUGUGGCACUGAGACUACUUCAGGUGAUAAGACUAUAGUAACAGAACAGAUAUUUUGUCCUGCUCAGGUUCCAAUGAUGUCCCCAAAUGGUUCAGUGCCUACUAUUUAUGUGCCUCCUGGAUAUGCCCCACAGGUUAUUGAGGAUAACGGUGUUCGAAGGGUUGUGGUGGUUCCCCAGGCUCCAGAAUUUCAUCCUGGUGGUCAUGCAGUGAUACACAGGCCUCCACAUCCCCCACUGCCUGGCUUCCUUCCUCUUCCAGCCAUGAUACCCCCUCCACCACGUCAUAUAUACUCACCUGUGACCGGAGCUGGUGAAAUGGCAACACAGUACAUUCCACAGUAUCACACCUCGCAAGUAUACGGGGAUCUGGAAACUCUGCCUGCUCAUGGAAGAUCUAACUUCAGAGAUGAAAGGUCUUGUAAAACAUAUGAAAGGUUACAAAAAAAAUUAAAAGAUCGACAUGGAACUCAGAAGGAUAAGUUAAACAGCCCUCCAUCAUCUCCUCAGAAAUGUCCUUCUCCUACAAGUGAACACAACGGACUUACAAAAGGACAGGAUGCAGCUGGUAUAAGCACAAGUUCUACCAAAAGCAAGUCUUUGGGUAAAGGAAAAAGCAAUUCUCAGACAGACACAGAAGUAGAAGAAAAGAAUGAAGAAACAAAAGCACUUGAAGCACUUCUUUCUAAUAUAGCCAAGCCAGUGAUAUCGGACAUUCAGGCAAGAACAGCACUGCUUAUGUGGUCACCUCCAUCCAGUGAUACCAGAGAAGACACUGACAAGAAUGAUGUAUCAGAGGUUUAUACUUACGAAGUGAUGAUUUCAAAUACUGGAAAAGAUGGAAAGUACAAAACUGUAUAUGUUGGAGAAGAAAAUAAAGUUACUGUAAAUGAUCUCAGGCCAGCAACUGAUUACCAUGCAAAAGUACAGGUAGAAUGCAACUGUGUAAAGGGGAACCCUUCAGAGGCAGAGAGUUUUACCACAGCAAGUUGUGAACCUGAUACUCCAAAUCUGCCUAGGAUAACUAAUCGGACCAAAAAUUCUCUUACUUUGCAGUGGAAGGCAUCUUGUGAUAAUGGCUCUAAAAUCCACAGUUACCUUUUAGAAUGGGAUGAAGGAAAAGGAAAUGGAGAGUUUUGCCAGUGUUAUUAUGGCCAACAGAAGCAGUAUAGAAUUACUAAACUAUCACCAGCAAUGGGGUACACCUUUAGGCUAGCAGCCAAAAAUGACAUGGGAAUGAGUGGUUUCAGUGAAGAAGUCCUGUAUCAUACCUCAGGCACUGCCCCAAGCACACCAGCAAGUCCUUUGCUGAUUAAUGCUGGAGUUACUUGGCUAUCCCUACAGUGGACAAAACCCUCAGGAACACCAUCAGAUGAAGGAAUCUCAUAUAUAUUAGAGAUGGAGGAUGAGAACUCAGGAUAUGGUUUCAAGCCAAAAUAUGAUGGUGACGAUCUUACCUACACGGUGAAGAAUUUGAGGCGUAGUACAAAAUAUAAAUUUAGGGUCAUUGCCUAUAACUCAGAAGGGAAAAGCAGUCCAAGUGAGACAGUAGAGUACAUUACAUGUGCAGACAAGCCUGGGGUACCUUCAAAACCCUCAGUGAAAGGAAAAAUUCAUGCACAGAGUUUUAAAAUAAUCUGGGAUCCGCCAAAAGACAGUGGAGGAGCAGCGAUAAACACGUAUGUUGUAGAAAUGUCUGAAGGCUUAAAUGGAAACAAAUGGGAGACAAUAUACAGUGGAGCUGCUAGGGAACAUGUGUGUGACCGACUAAAUCCUGGCUGUUCCUAUCGAUUACGUGUAUAUUGCGUUGGGGAAGGAGGACAAAGCACGGCAUCUGAUUCUUUACUGGUGCAGACACCAGCAGUGGUUCCUGGCCUAUGCCAGCCUCCAAGGCUACAGGGUAGACCAAGAGCAAGAGAAAUUCAGCUGCGCUGGGGACCACCUCAGGUAGAUGGUGGUUCACCCAUUACCUGCUAUGGUCUGGAAAUGUGUCAUACAGAAACGGAUGAACACAGAGAGGUUUACCAAGGCUCUGAUGUUGAAUGCACAGUAGGCAGCCUUCUUCCAGGGAGGACAUACAGCUUCAGACUGCGAGCAGCUAACAAGGCUGGGUUCGGACUUUACUCGGAAAAAUGUGAAAUAACUACAGCACCUGGACCACCAGAUCAGUGCAGGCCCCCUCAAGUGGCAUGCAGAUCUGCUGCAUGUGCUCAGGUGUCAUGGGAGGUUCCAGUGAGUAAUGGAGCUGAUGUCACAGAGUAUCGCUUGGAAUGGGGUGGUGUGGAAGGAUGUAUGCAGAUGUCCUAUUGUGGGCCUGGGCUCAGCUGUGAAAUGAAAGGGCUUUUGCCUGCCACUAUUUACUAUUGCAGGGUUCAGGCAGUGAAUGUCGCAGGUGCAGGCCCUUUCAGUGAAGUAGUGGCAUGUAUGACUCCAGCCUCUGUACCUGCAGUUGUGACUUGUCUUCAGGGACUAAGUGAAGAUGAAGUUGAAAGUCCACACUAUUCUCCUUCCACAUGCCUUGCUAUAAGCUGGGAAGAGCCUUGUGACCACGGAUCUGAAAUCCUUGGCUACAGCAUAGACUUUGGAGAUAAGCAACCAAUAACUGUUGGGAAGGUUCUGAACUAUUUUAUAGGGGGCUUACAGCCAGAUACUACCUACAGAGUACGAAUUCAAGCCCUGAACAGUCUCGGAGCAGGUCCUUUCAGCCACACCAUAAAACUGAAAACAAAGCCUCUUCCUCCAGAUCCACCUCGACUGGAAUGUGCUGCAUGCAGUUCUCAGACUCUCAAGCUGAAGUGGGGAGAGGGAACUGCAAAAGCACUAACUGACUCCAUUCAGUACCACCUUCAAAUGGAGGAUAAGAACGGAAGGUUUGUAUCCUUAUACAGAGGACCAUGUCAUACAUACAAAGUACAAAGGCUCAGUGAGUCAACAUCAUACAAAUUUUGUAUUCAGGCAUGUAAUGAAGCUGGUGAAGGUCCCCUUUCUCAAGAAUACGUUUUCACUACUCCCAGAUCUGUUCCAGCUGCCUUGAAAGCGCCAAGAAUAGAGAGGAUAAAUGAUCACACUUGUGAGAUCACAUGGGAGGUUCUGCAGCCCAUGAAGGGUGAUCCCGUUAUCUACUGUCUUCAGGUCAUGGUGGGAAAAGACUCAGAAUUCAAACAGAUUUAUAAGGGUCCGGACUGGUCGUUCCGAUACACGGGCCUCCAGCUGAACUGUGAAUACCGUUUCCGCGCGUGUGCCAUUCGCCAGUGCCAAGAGACAGGAGGUCACCAGGACCUGACAGGCCCCUACAGUGCCCCAGUGCUAUUCAUCUCUCAGAGGACUGAACCACCGGCAAGCACCAAGGACACUGUGCAAACCACAAGGACACAAUGGUCACAGAGCGACCAAGUGUGCGCUGCUGUCAUCCUUGCACUUUUUGCUAUCUUUUCCAUUCUGAUUGCUGUUAUCAUUCAAUACUUUGUAAUAAAGUGAAGAAGAGAGGUUUAUUUUAGGACACUGCCCAUUACAUUUUACUUUCUCAUAAUCUAAAGUAAUUCUGUUCUCUUGCUUUUACAAAAAAGAAAAAACAAACAGGCAUUUAGCACCGGCAUUGGGACUGAUGCAAACCUUUUUGGCCACUUUUAAAUGCUUACCGGUAGGUAUAGGCUGACACAUGUUAUUAGAAUGCAAGCCACAGAAAUACAAUCUUUUCUUUAAUAUGCCUUCUUGCAGUACAAACUCUGUAUGGGGCAGGCAAGGUGUGUUUAAUGACAAGGGUUUGACCAGUAAACAUCAGUGUAAGAAUGGUUUCCUGACCCACACUUGUUGUAAGGGUUGCUACCGUCACAGGGAAGAAUGUGUAAUCGCAUUGAAAACUUACACUAACAAACUUGUGCUGUAUACAAUAUUAAUCUGAUGCUGUGAAAGCAAUUUAGCGCUGUAUUUCUACCUCCUCAUUUGUCUUAAUUAUUUGGGAAGCAAGAUUUAUGCUGAAAAACAGAAGGGGCUUUUCUCAGGCAGCAAAUAAUAAACUGGAUGGAAGAGUAUGCAUGAAGGAAGCUUCUUACUGAUAAAUGUGGAGUUCUUCACUGCAAGUAGAUGUUUUCGAAAGACUACAAGGGGAUGGCACAAGUGGUUUAUCUUGCCCCCAGGAUUUGAUGUUUACUUACAAAAAUGCCUCUUUUACUUCUCAAAAAUAGAGAAGGGAGAGUGUGAGAGAACUUCUUAGACUUCCUACUUUAAUUGAAAAACACAUUUCCAAAGUUGACCUUUGAUUGGAUGCAGUUUAUACAGCUGUCUGUGCCCUCUGAUUUUGGCUAGUUAAUAGGUUUUUGAGAUAAAAUUCAUCACUGAACUUUUGCUGUUUCCCCAACAUCCACUUGCCGUAUCCACCAGAAUCAAGCACUGCCUUUUAUUUUUUGUUUUCUCUUUCUUUCUUUCUCUCUUUCUUUGGGGCACCAAAUCAGAAGAUGAAGCAUAGUAAUUUGCACCAGAAAACUUAAAAGCUGCUUUUUUCUUGAGAUCCUAAUGUUUAAUGUAAUGUCUCUUUGGAUACUGUACCAAAUUGUUGGUUGCAUGUAGUUAAUGUUGCAUUAGAGCACUUUGCAAUUGCAUAACUCAUCAUUGUUUUGUGAGCUUGCGUUUGUGAGUUCUUGAAUGACCAGACUGAAUUUUAUCAAGUAUCCCAUUGAACAUCUCGCUGGAUGUCGAUGAUUGCCAGUGACACAAAGCUUGUAGUGAAACUAUCUUUAAAAGAAAAAAAAAAAUUCCUUGUCUCAUCACACUUACAUUAUUUGUUAUACACUUUGUAAUUAGCUACUCUUAAUUUAUUUGAGUUACAAGAUAGUGGAUCAUUAAAGACUUCUAGUUGUGUUCAGUUUAGCAUUUUUAAUGGUAUUAAACACUUCUGUUGGUCUUAAUAAUAAUAAAAAAAGGAACCUCUGUCUUGUGCUUUGAAGAUCUCUGAAGAAUUUCUCUUAUAUUAGAACGGGCAUGUAUUGUAAUUGUUUCUACGUCCAAUGAUCUGUGCUGUAGAAUAAUGUUGCCGAGCUUCGUUGCCUUUAAAACAACAAAAGAGAAGAAAUGGCGAAGAACUCGGCCUCCACGUGGCGAGAGUGUUCUGUCUUUAAGAUGUACUGUAUGUUUACACUUAAUUUCCAAGCUGUCAUUUGUACGUAUAGGCUGAUACCUUCCCACAGGAUAACUGAUGUUUUCUAGAACCUUCUUCAAAGUGCCAUGUUUGGCAGUGCAAAUGAGGUUGCGUGUAACAGCCCAGAGAUUUCUUACGGUUGAAUGUCUAAAACGGUAAGAUUUGUUACUACAGUUAAUCUGCAGUGACUUCUGUUUUUCAUAGUAAAAUUCAAAUGAGCUCCUAUUUUUGAUAGUCAUUUAAUAGUGUAUUUGCCAUUUGAGCCUCAGUGCAUAUUACUGCAUUGAAGACAGUUUUUAAUGUAAUCUUAAUUUUACCUCAUAAACUGUACAUUCCAAAAAUAAGAGAAAAAGAGAAAAACUCUAAACUUUUUAAAAUGUUAUAGAUACACUACCAAACAUAUCACUUUACAAUUGUACAACGUCGGACUCCAUGAAGACGAACCUGUAUAGUCUGAUAGAAAAUAACAUAAACUAUGUAGCAAAGUAUCUUUAAAAAUCUGUGGAAAAUAAAAGUAUCAUUCUUUUU